Molecule: messenger RNA, 2301 nt
Organism: Galeopterus variegatus (Sunda flying lemur)
Lineage: Eukaryota; Metazoa; Chordata; Mammalia; Dermoptera; Cynocephalidae
Gene: UBAC2
Product: UBA domain containing 2
Exons: 9
Coding region: 82-1119 (345 amino acids)
Molecular function (GO): protein binding; serine-type endopeptidase activity
Source: RefSeq, a predicted model, not a curated record
GCCUGCGCGGUCGCCGGGACUCUCCACCUCCGCUACCACUCCCCCUUAUCCCCCCCGCGGGGGCUUCGGCCCGGCGGGACCAUGUUCACCAGCACCGGCUCAAGUGGGCUUUACAAGGCACCUCUGUCGAAGAGUCUUUUGCUGGUCCCCAGUGCCCUGUCCCUUUUGCUGGCUCUCCUCCUGCCUCACUGCCAGAAGUUCUUUGUAUAUGACCUCCAAGCAGUCAAGAAUGACUUCCAGAUUUGGAGGUUGAUAUGUGGAAGAAUAAUUUGCCUUGAUUUGAAAGAUACUUUCUGCAGUAGCCUGCUUAUUUAUAAUUUUAGGAUAUUUGAAAGAAGAUUUGGAAGCAGAAAAUUUGCAUCGUUUUUGCUGGGCUCCUGGGUUUUGUCAGCCUUGUUUGACUUUAUCCUUGUUGAAACCAUGCAGUAUUCAUUUGGUAUCACUGCAGCCAGCAAUUUGCCUUCUGGAUUCCUGGCACCUGUGUUUGCUCUGUUUGUACCAUUUUACUGCUCCAUACCAAGAGUCCAAGUGGCACAAAUUCUGGGCCCGUUAUCCAUCACAAACAAGACAUUGAUUUAUAUAUUGGGACUACAGCUUUUCACCUCUGGUUCCUACAUCUGGAUUGUAGCCAUAAGUGGACUUAUUUCUGGCAUGUGCUAUGACAGCAAAAUGUUCGAAGUUCAUCAGGUGCUCUGCAUCCCCAGCUGUGUGGCAAAGUUUUUUUCUUGGACACUUGAGCCCAUCUUCUCAUCUUCAGAACCUACCAGCGAGGUCAGAAUUGGCAUGGGAGCCACAGUGGACAUCCAGAGACAGCAGAGAAUGGAGCUGUUAGAUCGGCAGCUGAUGCUCUCUCAGUUUGCUCAAGGGAGGAGACAGCGACAGCAGCAGGGAGGAAUGAUCAGUUGGAAUCGUCUUUUCCCUCCUCUACGUCAGCGACAAAAUAUAAACUAUCAGGAUGGUCAGCAGUCUGAGCAACAAGCAUCCCCUCCUCUAGAGGUUUCGGAAGAACAGGUUGCCCGGCUCAUGGAGAUGGGAUUUUCCAGAGGUGAUGCUUUGGAAGCCCUGAGAGCUUCAAAUAAUGACCUCAAUGUGGCCACCAACUUCCUGCUGCAGCACUGAUGGUCCCAGGUUGACACCAGGACCAGCCCAGCUGCUGAAAUGACAGUGGCGUGAUCCCCGCCACCCAGCCAGCCAUGAGGACCAAUCAGGCCCUGGUGCUGAUGUCCUCAUGGGGAGAGGGGCGUCCCCACCACACCCCGUCCUUAACUUCACGAUUGUUACCGUUAUAGUAUCUAAAUAAGUUUGCCGUUAAAUUGGCCUGUAUUUUCUCUCUUUAUUUUUUUAUUGGGCAUUUUCCUUAGUUUGGAGAAUCAUCUCUUAUUCCUAAUGUGUUUUAAAUGGAUUGAAAUUGCAGAUUUCUGCAGGCAGUUGCAUAGCUGUCCAGGUGGGGAACUGCCACUGUUGCCACAACUUCUUCUUACGCAGUUCAUUGUCCUGCAACCAUCUGAUCUUAUCAUCGUGGAGGGGAAAAGCAGUGUUGUCUCAGAAAGCACAUAUCAAAUUAUUCCUGAUGGACUUUUUAAAUCGCUAUUCUUUUUUCUCAAGCUUGUUUCCGGGCCCCAGUGGCUGUUCAGGAUCUGCACUUCCUAGGGGACGAGCAGUCUCAGCCAGGCCUGGGUGCUGAGGGAGAAGCAGGGAGCCAAGUGUCCUCCACACUGCUCCAGCCCAUUCCAGUGCGGGGAAUUUUCCCCAACUCGUCCUCCCCACUUCCAUUAAAAAAUGAUGAAAGUAAUCAAGUACUGAUUUGAGAUUCUGGAAUACUCCAUGACACUUAACUGGGGUUAAUUUUGCUCAGAUCUGCAGAGGUAGCCACUCAGGCGAGGGGGUGAAAUGGGACAAGAGAACAGUGCACCUCCUGGAGCCAUGCAGGGCUGACUAGGGAACUCGGUGGCUAGCCCAGUGCGACGAGGAAAUACCUUGCCCGACCCCCUGUCCACUGCAGGGCUGACCUGCCUGGCCCUCCCUGCCUGCAUCCAGCCUGUCUGGCAGCAGGCUCUCCCCGGACCCCAGUCAUAGUUCCCCAGCAGUGGGCGACAGAGCAGACUGCAGUGGAGGCCGAUCGGGAGAGGGUGAAGGCAGGAGGAGGGCUGCCGUGUGCAGGAAAGACCUGAAGCAGGUGGACUGUUGCCAUGUAAGGAACCGUGCAACUGUUAUGUUCUGCAAAAUGAGCAGCAGUGUAUCAAAUUGAUGCAAAUUUAGAUGUGUGAUACAAUAAAGUUUUUAAUGUGUUUUACUUUUCAA